CAAACGGCAAGACUGUUGAUGCAACACAAGAACUUUUGGCCCUCGGUCUCUGCAACAUAGGUAACUCCUUCGUCCAAGGAUAUCCUGGUACGGGAGCCUUAGCAAGAAGUGCUGUGAACAAUUCAAGUGGGGUCCGUACGCCCUUGGGUGGAUUUUAUACCGGUGUUUUAGUUAUCGCAGCCCUUCUUAUAUUCACUCCGUAUUUUUAUUACAUUCCCAAUGCUGUCUUGGGAGCUGUCAUCAUUGCUGCCGUUGUAUUUAUGGUUGAAAUCAAAGUGAUAAAGCCAAUGUGGAGAUCGAAGAAGAGCUGCUUUAUUGUAUUUUGCGCAACUUUCAUUGCAUGUCUUGUGCUGCACUUGGAAGUUGGAAUCUUAGUAGGAAUUGGAAUUAAUCUACUGUCGAUACUAUACCAUGCUGCCAGGCCAAAACUUAGCGUUGAAAAGUUGAACACUGCUGAUGGUGUUGAGUACUUGAUGCUCACACCAGAUAGAUGUUUAAUCUUCCCCUCAGUCGCAUAUAUCAGAAAUUUAGUAACAAAAUACAGUUUUCGCCAAAGUAUACCAGUAGUGAUGGACUGCUCACACAUAUACGGGGCGGACUACACCGCUGCCACCGUUAUUGAAAUGCUGACACAAGAUUUCCUCUCCAGAAACCAACCUCUGUUGUUUUACAACCUCAAACCAUCAGUAUGUGCCGUUUUCGAAGGCCUAUCACCAAAAGGCUUUACUGUGUUUUAUGCAUGGAGUGAUCUAGAUGAUUUAUUGAAAAAACAUUCAUACGUUACCAAGGAAGUUGUAUGAAAUAAUGUUCAUUUUAAAAGUAGUGGUAACUGAAUACUAGCAAGUCUAUUCUCAUUGUAUAUUUCGAUAAUGUAUUUAUUUCUUCAGUCAAAACGGCAGUUCAACAAUAUAGUUUUAUAGUGAAUUAGGUGAUUUAGUUCAAAUGUUUUGUGUUACAAAAACUCGAUUCCGUCAUGUUCCUUGUGAUGUAUUUGUAGUGUAAUAUAAAGAUAAUAGUUUUAGUA
Messenger RNA from Leptinotarsa decemlineata (Colorado potato beetle), 1024 nucleotides. Its product is annotated as sodium-independent sulfate anion transporter. NCBI's taxonomy places the organism in Eukaryota, Metazoa, Arthropoda, Insecta, Coleoptera, Chrysomelidae. The record is from RefSeq and is a predicted model, not a curated record. Gene Ontology annotation, cellular component: membrane. Gene Ontology annotation, biological process: transmembrane transport.